Molecule: messenger RNA, 1113 nt
Organism: Camelina sativa (false flax)
Lineage: Eukaryota; Viridiplantae; Streptophyta; Magnoliopsida; Brassicales; Brassicaceae
Source: RefSeq, a predicted model, not a curated record
AUGAAGAUUAGAUUUUGCAAAUCAUUCUUGUCACGUAUUCUCAGGCGUCGUCAACCUAUAUCCACUGUUUAUCCCACUCCCACCAUGUCUUUUCUAUCACCACCACUUACUACUACUACUACUUCCACCAUUGGCGCCAACACUACAACUAGGGGAAUGCUCCGAUCUCGAUCAGAAGAUAACAUAAAGAAACUUGGGGACUGUAUGGACAACAUGGACGAAGACGUUUCAAAAUUAUUCGUUGAGUUUCAACAAACCGAUCUACGUGAAGAUCCGGAGUUGUUCCGUCUUCUCAACAAAUACUUCAGCACUAGCAAAUCUGUUUCUCAUCUCUGCGAGUCUCUCAAGACAUGCUUAGAGAGAGCAGAGAAGAAGGAUUAUAACUUGAUUGAUGAAGCUCUAAGUAAUUUUCAUGAAGAACAAUUGAGUUAUAGGGGACUAAUGGAAGCAAGUUUCAGAAAAACAUUCAGUGAUCUGAGGAACUUCAACGACUUUGAUGACCACAACUUGGAUUAUUGUGAGUUUCUCAGCAAAUUACAGAGCUGUCACGAAGAGCUGGCGAAGAUGAUUGUGGAACUAGAGAAGACGAUGAAAAGAAUUGAUAAAAAGUUGAGACGUGUGAGAGGUCGAAGAGCUAUAGGAGCUAUUGUUACUGCCGCUUUAUUAGCUCCUGUAAUCGUUGCUAUAUUCAUUAGCAAGACAGUGGCGGGGGGUUUUGGAUUAGUUCCAUUGGAGGCGUUGAGUUCGUUUGUAGCUUCGAGGUGGAAGAGAUCAACCGAAGCUUUGAAACUACAAAAGACCGCGAUGAGCUCGAUGGAAAGAGGAACAACGGUUGCUCUUAAAGAAGUAGAGAAGAUUACUAAACUGGUGAGUCGACUUGAAAGUGUUGAGAAAUCGAUUCGAGUAGCGACCGAGUUCGCUGUUAAGAAACGGGAUUCGAUGGCUGUCGCUAUGAGAGAGGUGGAGGAGGAACGGAAGAGUUUGAAGUUAACUUUCUUGGAGCUUGAUAGAGAGACCGGACAGUGCGACGGUUUUGCUCAGUUUGGACGUACGGUGGCUUUGGAGAAAAUGACUGAGUUUUUGUCUCGUGGCCAGAAGAGCUCGACGAAAUAG